Nematolebias whitei (Rio pearlfish) is the source of this 652-nucleotide messenger RNA. It is a transcript of the gene igsf5a, whose product is annotated as immunoglobulin superfamily, member 5a. Lineage: Eukaryota; Metazoa; Chordata; Actinopteri; Cyprinodontiformes; Rivulidae. The record is from RefSeq and is a predicted model, not a curated record. Gene Ontology annotation, biological process: cell-cell adhesion.
AUGGUUGUUGCCUGGAUAUCAUGGCUUAGUCUUUUCAGCAUCUGGUCACUGUUGUGCACAGCGAUAGAAGAUCUGCAGGUGGAACCACAGAACUCAACUGUGCUGCGAGGCUCUGACGCCCGAUUCAAUGCCACCCUGCAGGGAACCUGGCAGGUCAUGACCUGGACGGUCGGAGGGUCCUUCGUCCUCACGGCUACUCCCGCUGAGAUCAUCUCAUCAUCACAGAUGUUUUCUGCCAGAUUCUGCUCCAGCAGCUGUGUGGAGUUCACCAUCCACAACGUCAGCCGCUCACAAGCUGGACCCAUCAUCUGCAGUGUGCAAGCAGGUUACACACCCCAGACUGCACAGCUUUCUGUACAAGAGAGUGGAACAGUCAGGAUCACCAGUGGGAAUGUGACAGUCAUGCAGGCCCAGCAGGUGGAGUUUCAGUGUGAAACAACUGCUUGGUUCCCGAUACCUUCAGUCAGCUGGAACCUAAAUGGUCAGGCUGUGGACAGCAGCUUUUACAACACCACCAGCAUGGCUGAUGGACAUUUCUUCAACUCCACCAGUGUUCUGAAGAUCAAGACAGCCAGCAGCACAAAAGUUGAAUGCAUGGCCACUCUUCCAACACUAAAAACCCCACAGUGCAGCUCUGUCUUCUUGGUGGUUG